AUGAAGUUCCUCACCGUUGCGUCUCUGGCCAUGGUCUCGCUGGCCGCUGGUCAGAGCCUCGCAGAUCUGCCCAGCUGCUCGCUUUCCUGUCUCAACGACGCCGUGAAACAGAGCACGAGCUGCUCAGAAACUGAUUUGGCUUGCGUUUGCGAGCAAUUCAAUGUCAUUCAGGGCGCUGCUGCGGGCUGUAUUCUCAGCGCUUGCGGCCAGGACGUCGCUCUAAACAAGGUCCUUCCUGCAACUCAAAAGCUUUGUGCCAACGCUGGCAGCGGCAGCAACACCGCCAAGUCUGCGCCAACGCCGACUCAAAGACCAGGUCAAACUGCUACUGUCGCUCCUGUGCCUGCUCCAGAGACCACGGUAAAUCCUGUUCCAGAGCCGACCUCUACCGGCGCGCCAACCUCGCCUCCUGUCGUCACCGCCGGAGCAACUGUCUUUGCGCCCAUGGGAGGAUUGGCCAUGUUGGCAGUCGCGGCGUUUGCUCUGUGA
Molecule: messenger RNA, 489 nt
Organism: Metarhizium acridum CQMa 102
Lineage: Eukaryota; Fungi; Ascomycota; Sordariomycetes; Hypocreales; Clavicipitaceae
Source: RefSeq, a predicted model, not a curated record